CAAACCAAUAUGAACAAUUAUGGAUAUCCAAUGGUGAUGGUCAUUGAACAUUUGCAGUGUUCCAUGUCCAAUGAUCUGCUCUGUAAAUUUCCAGAUAAUUCAGCAUUCGAUUUCGAUUAUACCCAGAGUUCAAUUUGGUCUCCUCUAGUACCUAGACCAUUGUCAUCGGCGUCUAACCGGAGGUUCAGCUCUGGUUUAUCUCGAAAGCUGUCGUAUGAGGAUGUCUCGGUAGGAUGUACUAAUUUCAACAAAGUUACGGCAAAAAUCAAGAGGAAGUUGUCUAAUGCUGUUACAGAGAAAAUGAGAGAGUAUCAUAGAUCCAAGAAGAGAAAGAAGAAGGCGUUUGAUUUUACUCGUCUACCUUCUUCUUCUAAACUCACCUCGACUACUCAAACCCCACGAAAGGGGUGGGUUAAGGUACUGAAAGCGGCUACGAAGCAUUUCAAGAAGAAGAACAAGAAGAAAGAUUCUACAGGUGAUGUUAAUUUUUGCAAAUUAUUGACUGACAACACUCUUCUGUGAACCAUAGAAGUUGUUUGAAUAUUUUACAGGGAAGGGCAGAACAAGAAAUUUGUCUUGUUUCUUUGUAAUACCUUAAUUUUCACUGUAAUCAGCAGAUGUGUAGCUGAAGAGUGCAUUUGUUUAAGUAAUGUAAUGUAGCAAUUCUACUAUGAUUGCUAGAAAAAAGAUGGAGCUUACUGGCUCUGUCCUUGUAAUAUUAUGAUUUCUUGAAUCUGAACUAUUUUUAUACAUU
Solanum verrucosum is the source of this 754-nucleotide messenger RNA. RefSeq lists its product as uncharacterized. The transcript is spliced from 2 exons. The record is from RefSeq and is a predicted model, not a curated record. The coding region runs from base 10 to 522 and encodes 170 amino acids. NCBI's taxonomy places the organism in Eukaryota, Viridiplantae, Streptophyta, Magnoliopsida, Solanales, Solanaceae.